Messenger RNA from Amaranthus tricolor (Joseph's coat), 2182 nucleotides. RefSeq names its product DNA repair protein RAD51 homolog 4. Bases 135 to 1085 code for a protein of 316 amino acids. The record is from RefSeq and is a predicted model, not a curated record. Gene Ontology annotation, biological process: double-strand break repair via homologous recombination; DNA strand invasion; telomere maintenance. Lineage: Eukaryota; Viridiplantae; Streptophyta; Magnoliopsida; Caryophyllales; Amaranthaceae. Gene Ontology annotation, molecular function: ATP binding; four-way junction DNA binding; single-stranded DNA binding. The transcript is spliced from 10 exons. Gene Ontology annotation, cellular component: Rad51B-Rad51C-Rad51D-XRCC2 complex; centrosome; replication fork.
GGCUCGGAAGGGCAAAGCCAUUAGCCCAUUACAUAAAGUAUUGUAUGUAAUACGUAUUACCUCUCUUUCCCUCCAAAAUAACUUGUGCAAUUAAUGAAUUAUUCACUCCUAAUUCACGGACAUUCUCAUCAGAAAUGGGUUUGCUUAAAUCAAUGGAGGACGAAUAUCCUCUGAUUGAUUCCAUCUUCCAGGAGUUUUGUGGGUCCCGUGGCAUUUUUACUGUGGAAGAUUUCUUAAUUCAUGAUCUCAAUGCUUUGAUUUCCUUUGCUGAAAAGCAACCAUAUUCAGAGAGAUUGAUACAGGGAAUUGAUCAACUUCUUUCGGUUGUCAAUGGUCUUCAUAAACCAUGGUUGAAUGGCGUGGAGUUAUUGAAAGAUGCUCAGCAAAAUAAGCAUACGUUCGCUGUUGCUUUUGAGGAGGAUGAUCCUAUUCUUUAUGGGGCCUUUAGAGAAGGUUUUAUUACAGAACUAGUUGGACAGUCAUGCUCGGGUAAAACACAGGUUUGUCUCCUAGCUGCUGCAAGUGUUGCAAAGGGUUAUGCAGGUUGUGUUGUAUUUAUAGACUCUGGGAACUCCUUUUCUGCUCAACGGAUUGCACAUUUUGUAAACCAAGAUUCUUCUUUUGCUCCAAAACAGGGAAAUAUUGAAGCUCUUGAUGUUAUAAUGAUGAAAAUAUUGUGCUAUUCAGCAUUUGAUAUCUUCUCAUUGUUUGAUGUGCUACAUCAACUAGAAAUGAAAUUGAAAAAUCAGAUUUGUUCUGUUCGGUUGCUCAUCGUAGACUCUUUUUCAUCUCUCAUCAUCCCCCUUCUUGGAGGCAAUGGUCCUUACAGUCAUGCUUUAAUGAUUUCGGCUGCAAGUUUACUAAAGAAGAUUGCGCAUGAAUACCACGUCUGUGUUCUGGUGACAAAUCACAUGGUGGCCGGAGAAGGUGGUACAUCGAAACCGGCUCUUGGAGAAAGUUGGAAAAGCAUCCCUCAUGUGAGGCUUCUCCUCUCUCGUGAUCGAGAGAGCAAUACAAUUUCUGUUAUCAGACACCCAUCCAUGGCUGCUGGUACUCAAGUGAAGUUCAGGAUUUCUAACAGUUAACAUAGAUAUUUUUAUCUUUAGAAUUCCAAGGCCACAACGUCUUAUGAAGUUGCCUACUCCAGUAGUCAUACGCGACAACUUUAUCACUUUGUAUAAAACAGUGAGAUUCUCGACAUGUUCUCCUUGUCUUUAGCUUGUUACUGUAAAUCACAAAGGAGCACCGAUUUAGUCUGUCUUGACAGAGUAGUAUUCCAAGUGAAAUUGUCCAGGAGACCUCAAAGCAACAACAGGCAUAGCCGCACAGGCCCUGUCCCUGCCCCUCAGAUUUAUCCUUUUCGAUAAUGCAUUUUGGUACAUAAGGGAUGUAAGGGCGCUGAAUGCAACAUUUUAUUACUUCAAUGUUGAAACAAAGGAUACAUUGACGGUUACGUUGAGAAUGGUUCUCCCUUCUCAAAAUUUGUUGUACACAGUAGUUUAUUGUGCUCAACUAUAAAAUAAAUGGUUUAUAAAGUAACAUUGCUUAAUACUUAUGAUAUUAAUACCGUUAUACCGAUAAUCCAUCCAUAAUGGAAAGAAAAGAAAUCUAUACCUUUUGAGUUUUAGGAGCAAUUUGGUGUUGAUAAUAAUGUAUUAAUAGUAUAAUAUAUAUAACAAUAAACUGAAUACUUUUGAGUAGAUUUACGAUUGAUCGAUUAUAUUUUUAUUCAUUCACAAAAGGGGUUAUAGCAAGUCUUACACCGACAAGCACUACAAUCCAUCAUCAAUUAAGAAUUUAUUCAUAAGUUACUAUUCAUAUACGUAUUCUUUUAUUGUUCAUUCAUAUAUCUGUUCACCGAUUAUUUAAUCCAACAAUUGCAAUUCUUAUUUCUCUUCACAUAAAACAUUUGUCUCAUGUAUAUAUAUUUUUUAAGUCUCAUCUUAUUUUUAUAUAUUGGCAUUUGGCAUGUAACUGAUCAAUAUUUUUCAGGUUAGAUUCUCACCGGCCGGGUAUAUGAUGAGUUGAAUUCUCCAUUGUUUUAUCUCUUUGCCAUGGAAUAACCUUAACCUUCCUCUAUAUCUUUUCUCCAUUCUUUCCGAAUUACACGCCGCUUGUUCCGAACAUGAUGAAUUACAUGGAUGAACAAACAUUGAGACUGCAAUAAUAUUGAACCUUGGAU